Messenger RNA from Medicago truncatula (barrel medic), 1620 nucleotides. RefSeq names its product B3 domain-containing protein At1g49475. The transcript has 6 exons. NCBI's taxonomy places the organism in Eukaryota, Viridiplantae, Streptophyta, Magnoliopsida, Fabales, Fabaceae. The record is from RefSeq and is a predicted model, not a curated record. The coding region runs from base 78 to 992 and encodes 304 amino acids. Gene Ontology annotation, molecular function: DNA binding.
AUUAAAUACAAACUUCAACUAUAAAAGUUCAUGCAGUUUGUCACUCCAUUACCAUAUUUCUAAUAUCUGUCUGAAACAUGUCAUUACAUCAUCCAAAAGAGUUCUUGAAGAUUGUUCAACACCAUGAACUGCAUAACGGAGAGCUUAGGGUUCCCAAGAAAUUUGUGGAGAAAUAUUGGAAAAGAAUACCAAAUCCAGUAAUUCUUAGACUCCCAAAUGGUGCUCAAAAGGAAAUAUUUUGGGUGGAGCGUGACGGUGAUAUUUGGUUUAAGAGAAAUUGGGAAAAUUUUGCAAAGUCUCUAAAACAUGGAUAUGCUUUAGUUUUCAAAUAUUUAGGUGGCCCAUAUUUUAAAGUUAAGAUAUUUGGUCACAAUACAUUGGAAAAAGACUAUUCCAAUAUAAAAUUCAUAGAUGAAAGUUGUGAAGGUAGAGAAGAAGUUGUUCAAGAAGUUCAAAGGAGAAAAAAUGGCAAGAGAAAAAUUAGUCAGCAAAAAAUCACAGGUAGUAACAAAGGAGGCAUAAUUAAGAAGGCUAAAAAAUGCUCAACAAUUAGUGAGAAAGAAAAUAAUGAAAAUCCAAGUUUUGAACUUGAAAUGUCACAAACUUACGCCCAUGGCUAUACUUUGAGGAUACCAAGUGACUUUUCAAGAACAUAUUUGAAUGAAAACCUUAAAGGGUCAUCUGGAAGCAUUAGAUUUGGUGAGAACAUGCCUAUGAAAGUGAAGGUGAGGUUUCAAGAUAUCAAGAAUAAUAGAACAUGCAUUGUGACUAGUGGUUGGAAGCCAUUUGCCAAAAAAUAUAACUUACAAGUUGGUGAUAAAUGUAAAUUUGUGAUGACUCAACUUCAACCACUUUCAUUCACCAUAACUAUUACCCAAGCCAAAGGUUAUGAAGGAAUGAUCUCCUGUGAUGAUGAUAUUGGGAAGAGAAUAGGCAUUGAAGGAAGUUCAAGGAGCUGCCAUGUUCUCCCAAAUUGGGAGGGUUCGGCUUGACCUUUUUGCAGCGGAUGGCUCGUAAACCCGAAAGGGUCUGUUGUGAUUCAUAAACUCGAAAGGGUUUGGUUUGUUUAACCCGAAAGGGUCUAGUUCCUAACGUAUUGGACUCAUCCCACGAUCUGAGUCUUUACACGUUGCUUUGCUCGAAAGGCACUUUAUGUUUGAUGUUGAUCAGGGAGCUGUUGGCACUUGAGUUUGUUACCGUGUUGGUGGUCAAUCCAUUCGCCUUUCUUAGACUCUAGUUGUUCUUAGCAGAUUAUCACUUUUCAUGCUUUUUUUUUUUAACCUGGUUUCGCGCCCGUACGCGGGUUCGCUGGGUUGCGCUUGUGAUUAGUUUUUUUUUUAUUAGAAUAGAUCAGAGUCUAUCCAUUUUAGACUGCUUUCUCAUGAUGUAUUCUCAGUUGGGUUAUUCCUGGGUCAGAUCAAAUGCCCCCAGUCUUUGUAACUCUUUCCUUUUAUUUUAUCUAUUUCCUAUUUUGCUUAAAAAAAAAAUAUUUACCUCUCCCUCAUAUAUUACAAAUUAUUUAAAAGUUCAAGGAUCCAAUUAAGAAAAAUAGGUCAAGAAUGUAAUAAAACUCCGUAAAUAGUGUACUCCUUCCGUCCCAAAAUGUAAGCAAAAAUGAGU